AUCAAAAUACAGAGUGUGUUGCAUGUGCCAUUAUGUAGAGACAGACAGUCCCCCGCAGGCAAGCUUUUAUAGAUUCUCAUCAUCUUCGUCCCAUUUCCCAAUUCAAAUUCUACAUUAAUCCCUGCUUUCCAAUUCCCAAAGCCGAAUAAAUCACUCUCCCCUCUCCAACUAUGUCAGUGUACGUACAAGUUUAGAGGUAAAUACAAUAGUGAUAUACCUCAAAAGGUCCAAACCCCAAAAAGGAAUCGACCCUUUUUCAUUCUUUGGCUUUUCGCCUUUGCUUCUGUUGCUGCUUUGGGGUGGUAAAAUGCCUGAGAGAAUUACAGCUGAGGAUCUUCUGAACAACUUUGUGGAAUCAAUUGCUGAUGGUCUAUCGAAGCAGAAGUCUCUGUCGAAGCAGACUUCAGGGUCCUUCUUUGAACUGGAGAAAUCAAGUUCAGUUAAUGCUCAGCUCAACAGGCUAUUUGGCCGUCAAAAGCCAGUACACCACAUUUUAGGUGGAGGCAAAUCUGCUGACGUCCUGUUAUGGAGAAAUAAGAAAAUCUCAGCUGGUGUUUUAGCCAGUGCCACAGCCAUCUGGGUGCUAUUUGAGUGGCUGAACUACAAUUUUCUUUCGCUUUUAUGCUUUGCUCUUAUCAUUGGUAUGAUUGUUCAGUUUCUUUGGAAAAGUGCUUCUGGCGUGAUGAACAUCAGGUCUCCAGCUAAAGUCCCUCGCCUUGUUUUACCUGAUGACCUUUUCAUCAGCAUUGCCAAGUCAAUAGGAGUUGAAUUAAACCAUGCUUUGGGCUUCCUUCAAGAUGUUGCCUGUGGGACUAACAUCAAACAAUUCUUAGUGGUUGUGGUGGGCUUGUGGGUUGCUGCUAUUAUUGGAAGCUGGUGCAAUUUUUUUACUGUUCUGUACAUUGGCUUUGUUGCUGCGCAUAUGCUUCCAGUGCUGUAUGAAAGGUAUGAUGAUCAAGUUGAUGGCUUUGUAUAUAAUACCCUCGAAAAGUUUCGAGGCCAUUACCAAAAGCUGGAUCGUGGUUUCCUUAGCAGAUUCCCCACGGGCAAAUUCAGGCUAAAGAAGUUUGAAUAGGUUAGUCAGCAUAAAAACGAACGUGUAUGCAGAAAGUAUGAAAAUGCAUUUCCUGCAUAGGAAGCAAAAUGCUGCUUUUGAGCUUAGAAUUAGUCAAGUUUUAAUGGCUGGAUUAAUUCAAAAGAAAAGACAAUGUAUCGAACUUUAUAUGGCAUCGGAUAAACUUUAUAUGUUCGAAUACUGUUGGUGGAUAUGACAUUUUGAAAAUAAGUUGCUUCUUA
This is a messenger RNA of Solanum dulcamara, 1296 nucleotides long. RefSeq names its product reticulon-like protein B8. The coding region runs from base 308 to 1075 and encodes 255 amino acids. Lineage: Eukaryota; Viridiplantae; Streptophyta; Magnoliopsida; Solanales; Solanaceae. The record is from RefSeq and is a predicted model, not a curated record. The transcript is spliced from 6 exons.